CCACUUUUUCUUCUGUGCAAAGGCACAAUGAAGCUCCUGAUUCUGGUUGCACUCUUUGGACUGUCCAUUGCCCAGCACAACCCAAAUACUAAAUAUGGUAGGACCUCCAUCGUUCAUCUGUUUGAGUGGCGCUGGGCAGAUAUAGCAGCAGAAUGUGAGAGAUACCUGGGGCCAAAUGGCUAUGGUGGAGUUCAAAUCUCUCCCCCGAGUGAACACGUCAAGCUGACCAAUCCUUGGCACCCUUGGUGGCAGAGAUAUCAGCCAAUUGCUUACAAUUUGUGCUCCAGAUCCGGAACUGAGGAAGAGCUGAGAGAUAUGAUUACACGCUGUAACAAUAUUGGGGUGAAUGUAUAUGUGGAUGUAGUCAUCAAUCACAUGUGUAAAGCAAGUAAUGGAGAGGGCACUCACUCCAGCUGUGGAACGUACUUUAAUGCCAACAAGGAGGAUUUCCCCUCUGUCCCCUACUCAUACUUAGACUUCAAUGAUGGCAAAUGUAAAACCGGGAGUGGACAGAUUGAAAACUACAGUGAUAUUUACCAGGUCAGGGAUUGUCGUUUGGAAAAUCUCCUGGAUUUGGCCAUGGAGAAGGACUAUGUUAGAGGAAAAGUGGCCGAUUAUCUGAACUCACUGAUUGACAUGGGUGUGGCUGGAUUCAGAGUAGAUGCUUGCAAGCACAUGUGGCCUGGUGACCUCAGUAGUGUGUUUGGUAGACUCAAGACCCUGAAUACCAAAUGGUUUCCAUCUGGCACCAAACCCUUCAUUUAUCAAGAGGUUAUUGACUUGGGUGGGGAGCCCAUUAAAGCCAGUGAAUACUUCGAGCUCGGAAGAGUGACGGAGUUCAAGCACAGUGCGAAAAUUGGAACAGUCUUUCGUAAAUGGGACGGAGAGAAGCUAAGCUAUCUGAAGAACUGGGGAGAGGGCUGGGGUUUCAUGCCCUCUGAUAAAGCCUUGGUGUUUGUGGACAAUCAUGAUAAUCAGAGAGGCCAUGGUGCUGGUGGAGCUUCAGUUCUAACAUUCUGGGACUCUAGGCUUUACAAGAUCGCUGCAGGGCUCAUGUUGGCUCAUCCAUUCGGUGUGACCAGAGUGAUGUCUAGCUACCGCUGGGAUCGUAAAAUUGUGAACGGAAAGGAUGAGAAUGACUGGAUGGGCCCUCCAAGCUAUUCUGAUGGAUCCACGAAGCCAGUACCCAUCAACCCAGACUCCACCUGUGGUGAUGGUUGGGUAUGUGAGCACAGGUGGCGCCAAAUAAGGAAUAUGGUGAUUUUUCGCAAUGUGGUCAGUGGCCAGCCACUUUCCAACUGGUGGGACAAUGGUAAUAAUCAGAUCGCAUUUAGCCGAGGCAGCAAGGGAUUCAUUGUCAUCAACAAUGAUGACUGGGGACUGAAUGAGACCUUGAACACUGGCCUGCCCGGAGGCAUGUACUGUGAUGUCAUCUCCGGAGAUAAGAGUGGAGGCAGUUGCACAGGUAAACAGAUCUCAGUGGGUUCUGAUGGACGUGCCACCUUCAGCAUCAGUAACACAGAGGAGGAUCCAUUCAUUGCCAUCCAUGCUGACUCUAAAUUGUAGAUUCAGUGAGGAUAAAAUCAUAAUAAAUCAGCAUCUCUCAUCUCAAA
Molecule: messenger RNA, 1613 nt
Organism: Myxocyprinus asiaticus (Chinese sucker)
Lineage: Eukaryota; Metazoa; Chordata; Actinopteri; Cypriniformes; Catostomidae
Product: alpha-amylase-like
Exons: 10
Coding region: 28-1566 (512 amino acids)
Biological process (GO): carbohydrate metabolic process
Molecular function (GO): cation binding; alpha-amylase activity
Source: RefSeq, a predicted model, not a curated record